Phoenix dactylifera (date palm) is the source of this 2301-nucleotide messenger RNA. Its product is annotated as FAD/NAD(P)-binding oxidoreductase family protein. The record is from RefSeq and is a predicted model, not a curated record. NCBI's taxonomy places the organism in Eukaryota, Viridiplantae, Streptophyta, Magnoliopsida, Arecales, Arecaceae.
AACCUCGCUUAUCGCCUGAUAGGUACGCAAGAAGGAAAGAAAGAACGAAAAGAAAAAGGCCGCGGGCCGCCUUGUUCCUCUGCGCGUCAGGAGAAGCCGCGCGGAACCUGCUCGAAGGAAUGCUAAUAUGACGAGCUCCGGUCUGGCAAGUGUUAUCCACCUCGGAGCUUUUCCUCUCGGUAGAAACAGCCGCUGGCUGCUCCCCCGCUGCAAAAGAUGUCUCAAUUCGUUUCCUGCCACGAGGAGCGCCCAAGAACCUUAGAUCACGUGGAAUGUUGGAAUGUGCACAAAAGACUACAAAUUUUCGCUAGAAGCUAAGUUCCAGAGUCUUGCAAAGAAAAGAAUGGCUAAAGCUCAAGACAAAUGAACAAUUAUUGGUGGUGGUGGGUGGUGGUGCAGCUGGUAUUUAUGCUUCAAUAAGAGCAAAAAGCAAAGCAGCUCAUCUAAAUGUGAUGGUCAUUGAGAAGGGGAAGCUUUUAUCGAAGGUUAAAAUUUCUGGUGGAGGUCGAUGCAAUGUGACAAAUGGGCAUUUUGUUGACUCAAUGAGAUUGACAGAAAAUUAUCCUAGGGGAAACAAAGAACUGCGGGGGUCUUUCUUUAAUAUCCAUGGUCCACAGGAUACCAUGUGCUGGUUCUCUGAUCAUGGGGUCCAGCUUAAGACGGAAGAGGAUGGAAGGGUUUUUCCUGUUAGCAAUACCUCAGCCUCUAUUGUGGACUGCCUUCUUAGUGAAGCAAAUAGGAGUGGAGUUUCACUGCAGACAGGAAAAGUGGUUUCAGGCGCAUCCAUUGUUGACAAUGAGAGGUUCCUUUUGAAGGUUGAGAAACGUACAGUUGAUUUUGUUGAAUAUAUUGAGGCCGAUUACGUAUUAGUUGCCACUGGGAGCAGCAGGCAGGGUUACACAAUUGCUGGCCAGCUUGGUCACUCCAUUGUAGAUCCAGUGCCCAGCUUAUUCACAUUCAAAAUUGAGGAUAGACAACUGGCAAGUUUGUCUGGGGUUACAUUUCCAAGAGUUAAAGCAAAGUUAAAAUUAGAAAAAUCCCACAAAAGUAUACCUGAAUUUACCCAGGUUGGGCCUGUGUUAGUGACUCAUUGGGGUCUUAGCGGGCCUGUGAUUCUUCGGUUAUCUGCUUGGGCAGCACGAGAACUGUUCCUUUCCAAUUACACAGGAAUGCUUUUUGUAGACUUUACACCUGAUAUUCAUAUAGAUGAUCUGAAGCGUAUCCUCUUUCAACACAAGGCUCAGCUUGCGAAGCAUAAGGCAAGCAAUUCAUUUCCUUCACAAUUCGGCUUGGUGAAAAGAUUCUGGAGAUAUUUACUGGAACGCGAGGGUUUAGAUGGUGAUAUAUUAUGGGCUUUCAUAUCAAAUAACCACUUAAAUUCACUAGCUCUUCUGCUAAAGCAAUGCCCAUUUAAGGUUGUUGGAAAGGGUCAUUUUAAAGAUGAAUUUGUCACUGCUGGCGGUGUUCCACUUUCAGAGAUAUCACUUGACACCAUGGAGAGCAAGAUAAGGCCAAAUCUUUUCUUUGCAGGAGAGGUACUAAAUGUUGAUGGAAUUACUGGUGGAUUCAACUUUCAGAAUUCCUGGACUGGUGGAUACAUUGCUGGGACAAACAUUGGUGAACGAGCUUCAAGUUAUCUUCUGAGAAAGAAAGCGUUGUGAUCAAAACUUGACUCAAGCUGAUACAAAAAAGCUACUUCAGAUAAUUGACAUACAUUAACCAAGUCAAAGGACACCAACACGGGGUGCUUGUAUCUGUGAAGACAAAAGAAAAGGCCCAUGGGACCUUUUUCUCAUUGUUGCUCGUCCAUGAAAUCAAAGAAGCAUCUAAUUCCAAGUGAUGGAUGGUUUUCUAACAGAAAUAGCGUGCGUACCUGAGUGUCAUCAUCAUCUCAAACAUAUGUCAGCUUAUGGAGUGGAUAAUGAUUUUAUCUGGACCAAAUCAUUGUGAAGGUUCGCUGGAGUGACAAUCUUUUUGCAAGUGCUGUAGACCAUGAGUUUCAUGGCAGCAACCCUUGGGAAAUUUGGAUGAAUUGAGCUUGAUGCUUUUGUGGAUGAAGUUAGUUUGGAGCUGCAAACAAUUUGUUUCUGGUUGCCUGUUUUGAUUGGUAAUUGCAGCUUCGUGAAGCUAAUUAGUUCAUGCAUCUUCGAAAGACUCUUCUUUUCGAGGAAAGACUAAAUUUUUUAAAGACUAUAUGGAGAUUUAAUAUGCUUGCACUGAGUUACUGGAGUGUCAACUCCUCAUACAGUUUUUUAGAUUUUACAUCUCAUUAAGGAACUUUGUGUUAAUUUUUCUAGUAAA